UGCUCUCUGAGUUACGUCGAUGGAAUAACGCGACCAAGGCUUUGGAAAGGUUAUUUUUGUAUCUUAUGAUCAGCGGAACCGGAAGAGGAAUACGCAUGGAUUAGUGUUUACAACUCUCAUCAUCCUGGGUGCACCCGGCAUCCCCCCGCUGUCCAAAACAGACCCAUGCAAUUUGCAUGUGCAGGCUGGUGCUGGGUUUGGGACAUAACGUAUCUCUUUUUUUAACACAGGGUUGUUUUACUUUCUUAGUGGGUGACUAGGGGUUGUUAUUGCGGACUAGCUGUGCGAUAACUGCCGCAGCGUCGGGCCACCCACCAUCUGUGGAAGUGGGACAAGGGAACAGAUGGCGCAUCCAAGCCGGCCUGCAGGGCUGCCGACGCUGACGGUUAGGACAGCACUGGAGAUGAGUAUCAAUCAUUAAAAAUACAAGGCUGUCGUUGGCUGUUGCAGAGUGUGUUUUUGCAGACUUGGCGAUGCCAGAGUGACUUGGGAGAACAGCGUUUUUGUUUUUUUUUGACGGGAAGCAACGCAAGAUUGAUCAAAUUGAUGCGCGACGACUCUACCACUGGUAUAAACUUAAUCCCCUAUUUUGACGUGUCUCCGCCUCGGUGAACAAUGGUUGACAACCGCUACGCUACGGCUCUGGUCAUCGCCUGUGUGCUGAGCAUACUGGCCACCGUGUACCUGUCUGUGGCCAUCGGGACACAGCACUGGUACCAGUACAGCAGCCCCACCGUGCGCGGGGAGGCCAACGUGUCCGAGUUGCGCUCUCUGUAUGAGGAGUUCAUGGACGGGGAGUUUGACGAGAAAACCUACAGCGACACCCUGUUCCGCCUCAACGGGACCGUGGGCCUCUGGUGGCGGUGUGUGCUCGUCCCUGCCAACACUCACUGGUACAAAGAGCCAGAUGCCAAGAUGGUGCUGGAGUGUCGAAGCUUCACUCUACCUCAGCAGUUCACUCCCAAGUAUAAAGAGCCAGGAAACCACAACAGUGGAGAGGACAUGCUUCGCACCUACUUGUGGAGGUUCCAGUUUCUUCUGCCACUGGUAUCCCUGGGUUUAGUAGUGUUAGCAGGCCUGACUGGGUUCUGUGCCUGCCUCUGCCGAAGCCUCACCCCCACCCUUGGCAUAGGAGUACUUCAUCUGCUGGCUGGUCUCUGCACCUUAGCCACAGUGUGCUGCUACCUGGCCGGGAUGGACCUGCUUCACAGGGUGUCAAUGCUGCCUGAUAAGGUGGAUGGCUCCCUGGGCUGGUCCCUCUACUUGGCGCUCAUUUCCUCACCGCUCCACAUGAUGGCUGCCGCACUGCUGGUGUGGGCGGCACGCAGCCACAGUCAGAACUACUACCGCAUGACAGCCUACCGGGUGGCAUAGACUGAGAUUCAGCCCUGGAUCUCUGCCCUGUUUAAAUUCGUACCCCCAAUCUGACACCAAGAUGCAUUUUAUAAUGAUCUCAGAGGAAUGGGAUGUGGGUUAAUCUGUGCCCUCUGAUGGAUUAAAGUGCAUGUACUCUAUAGAAAUGACUAUCUGCUGCAUUAAAAGAUUUGAUCUUUAUCUCUCUAGGGGUUUUUGGAAAAGAUAAACGAUGCAUAUAGUACAACAUAUGUUUGGUUCAGAGUAACAUAACACCAAGCUGAAAAGCAUUAGCUGUGUCCCAGUUUCAUAUUACACAUGAAUAUGUGCAUUUAAUCUGGAAAAGUGGGUCAAUUAAAGGAUGAUUGCGGCACUCACCAAGUUUAUUGCUGAUAUGUAAGAAUGCAGCAGCUUGUUUGAGAAAGCAAGAAACAAGAGUCAACAGGUCAAGUCAUGUGAAAUCAACAUGUUCAGACAAGUUUUAGUCCACACUUUAGCCAAACUUAUUUGAAAUAACAGGCUGACGUUUACCAAUUUUACUUUCUUGCCCUGUGGGAUUUGAUUAUAGAAAUGUUGCUUUGUUCCUAAUGUUCCCAAUGUUCCCAAUGUUAUCAUAAUAGCGGAAGCACAACACGCACAUCACAUUUUAAAACAUUUUUAUCUGAUCAAGAUCUGACUGGACUCAAUCAAAAAGUAAAAAAUUGGAAAGCAAAAACAUGAAAAUAAUAGUUCAAAUGGUAGUUUCACUAUAAGCUUUGUUGUAUGUCACUGGGACACACGUUUAGGUUGAUAAACAACUCUGGAUGACAAUUUCAAAUCUAUUGCAUUUGUGGUCACAUCCAGCAGCACAUUUGGGUGUGGUGACAUUUGCCCUAGGUGCACGAACACCUGGCAGUAGUGUACAGGUAUACUGGACACACCCUAGGUAUGUUUCUAAGCACUGCAGCAACAAAAACCUUGUACAAAACAAUAUUUAUUUUGAGGAUGGCUAUUGUAUAAUAAGUCUUUUACUUCUGCUGCUCAAACAGUCUGGGAAUGCGGGCGUCAAUGAAGAGUACAGUGAGCAAAACACUGACGACUAUUGCGUAUCUGUUUCUGUUUUGUUUAAAUUCUGCCCAACCCUUUUUUUUAAAACAUCAAGUGACAUUUAUUUAUCCACGGCCAUUGUUAAGGUCAGACUGUGUUUGUUAAUAAUUUGUUUACCCAAUGCAUUGUUUUCUUUGCUCUUUUCAAGUAUAUUUUUAACAUUUUGACUGAUUUUGUAGGCUUUUGUAGAAAACAUUUUUCAACAUAGUAGUUUUUUCACCAUUUUGUGUUUUGUUUGCCCAUAUAAAUUGGUUCCCACAUCCUUUUGUGAAUUCAGCUGUGUUUGUUAUUAAUAAUUUAUAUUUGUUUAUUUAUUUUCUAUUAAUUUAUUAUCACCAUUUCAAUUCAACAGGAUUUACGGGAAAGAGUUUCCCUGUUAGGCAUUAUGAAUGUAAUUUAAAGGCCAUAUUGUGAUGAACUACAGUGUUCCUUUGCACUUAAAUUAUUAUUGAACAUAUCCUGAAUAUUUCUGUAGUGGUCAGUAGUGAAUUUCUAUUUUUUGAUUAUGUAAAUGUCUCAAAAAUAUAUACAUUACUUACAUUUAGAAAAAAAAAACAAUACAUUAUAACCCUAAAAGCCAUGCUAUGUGUGUCCAGAAAUAUAUAAAUCACCACCAGUCACACGGUUUCAUGAACUAAAGAAUGUCUGUGAAAUGAUGCACUGUGUGUGGUCUGAUAGGUCUUGUGAUAAAUCAGAUUGUAUUUUGCAUAUUUAGUCUUCUAAUUCAAGAAAUUGUUCUAUCCCUGAAUCCACUGUAGCGUAAAUAACAGCAAGUGUCACCGUAUGACUGCUUUUUGUGAAUCUACAAUGACUGUGUUGUUCAUCCUCCAGUUGUGAGCUGCAGCUGAAUUGUACACUUAAAUAUUGUGUGUAUGCAAACGUACACAUGCGUAUUCCAAACAACUGCUGUCAUUUCAAUAAAAGUGAAAUAUUUGUAAAAUUUA
Messenger RNA from Dicentrarchus labrax (European seabass), 3383 nucleotides. RefSeq names its product claudin domain-containing protein 1. The coding region runs from base 616 to 1374 and encodes 252 amino acids. The record is from RefSeq and is a predicted model, not a curated record. Gene Ontology annotation, cellular component: membrane. The transcript is spliced from 4 exons. Lineage: Eukaryota; Metazoa; Chordata; Actinopteri; Moronidae.